CGGAAAAUGGUGCAUUUUUUUGCUUUCUGAAUUUUACGUACAAUAAGAAUAUGAAACUAAUGAUAAUAAUUUUCAUCUGGUUUUUGAACAUCUCGUUUAUGCAAGCAGUUCUCCUCCCAGGGGAAUCGGAGUGCGACUGCCAACGGGAGAAGCAAUUUUGCUCUAGAAGCGGAGAGAGAGUACGCGGAAUAUACACGGAUAAUCAGAAAUGCAACGGCUACAAUGACUGUGGAGAUUGGAGCGACGAAAAGAACUGCAGUCAUGUUUGUGAAUUAGCCAACCAAACGCCGUGCAGCUGCCAUCUUAACGGAUCAUGCGACAGAAGUAACCGGAUUUACUACUGGCCGUGUUUUAGUGAAAGAAGGAGAUGUGAUGGGAAAAACCAUUGCGGGGAUUGGAGUGAUGAACAGAAUUGCGAAUAUACUUGUGCAAGUAAUGAACGCGAGUGUGACUGUCGUAAAAAUGGAGGGACUUGUUCAAAGUUCGGGCGUUAUCAUAGGCAGUGUUACAAGGAUAGGUAUACAUGCGACGAGGAUCGGGACUGUGAAGACUUUUCCGACGAAACUAACUGCACCUGUGGUAGCAGGAGUGUAAAGUGUGGAUGUAUACUAAACCCUAACAACUGCACAUCGAGCCUGGGGUGCGUUGAAAUAAAAGACCUCCUCGAUGGAACGCAGCAUUGUAAAGAUUUUUCUGACGAAUCGUGUGAAAUUAUAAAAGUAAAUGCAAGAAGAGCCGUUCCUUAUUAUUAUCGAAACUCCAUAGAAGCCACAACUACCAACGUUUUUCUGUGCAAUGAAUCAAGCUAUAAUUACCUUUUGGAGCUAAACAAAACGCGGCCUAGGGAAAGAGGGUGUAAACAUAUCGAUUUCUAUUCACCUCAUACUUUAAAUGUGACUGAGACCAAAUGGAUUUGUUCCUAUAAAUAUUAUAUCAGAAACGGCUUCGUUCAAUGUGAAGAUAAAGGUUGGGAAGAGAUGGAAAGCGAUAGAGCUAGCGGCAAACUGCAGCAAGAUAUACAAGUGAAGUUCCGCAAGAUUGCUGGAUUUUGCCCCGAGCUCCUCCAGUUAAGAAACGCGAAAAUUACUCUAAAAAUAGAAGAAAGGAAUGGCUACGAUCCUGAUGAAAACGAACAGAAAAAAAGUUAAAAAGAAAACGGAUGGAUUUUUAGUGAGAAAUCCAAAACAGAGUGACCAGGCUUCAGCGAGCAAUACAGGUGUUUUACGUGAAUGGUUUAAAUGUUUUAUUUGGCAUUAAGUUCGUAGUUGUUGUUAUAGAGUGUAGAUCUGUAUGAUUAGCCUACAUAAUUUUUUUACAGCAAGUGACCUAACAGUGAGCGAACAGGUCAAGUCGAUGCAUUUGUAUGACGUCAAAAUGUUUACUAAAGGUGAAAAAUGUUACAUUUUGACUGUAAAUUAAUUUUGUUUACUUUAUAGUCAUAUUACGGAAAAAACACGGGUUAUAUACGAUUUAAAUCUAAACUUACUUUUUAUCUCAAAUAAAAUUAUCGCUAAAACUUGGUGUGAUAUAUACAGACGACGCUCCGACGUUUUUAAAAUAAUCUGUGCUGUAAGAACCACCGAUAGAGUUAUAUAAAUCAUAGUGUAUAAAGUCGCCUAAUUAACAAGUAAUUAUUUAUUACAUUGCCCGCGAGCAACUUAAACUUCAGCGUGUCAGAAGUCCCUUAGUAACUUAGUAAUUGGGACUUUUUGGCUUU
This is a messenger RNA of Ciona intestinalis (vase tunicate), 1717 nucleotides long. NCBI's taxonomy places the organism in Eukaryota, Metazoa, Chordata, Ascidiacea, Phlebobranchia, Cionidae. The record is from RefSeq and is a predicted model, not a curated record.